Spirodela intermedia is the source of this 2598-nucleotide messenger RNA. The record is from the annotation of a GenBank genome assembly. NCBI's taxonomy places the organism in Eukaryota, Viridiplantae, Streptophyta, Magnoliopsida, Alismatales, Araceae.
AUGCUGCUCGCAGCUCUCCUCUGGGCCUCCGUGGGGGCGGGGCUCGCCUCCACCUCCGACAGCGGCCGAUUCGCGGCGGCGAUGGGCGGCGGCCUCGGGACCUCGGUGUUGAUCACCGGCAACUCCACCCUAAUCAGCCCCAACCAAACCUUCGAGAUUGGCUUCUUCACCCUCGACGGCGGAUCUCGGUGGUACUUCGGCAUCUGGUACGCCUCCAUCCCUAUCCGCACCUACGUGUGGGUCGCCAACCGCGACUCCCCCGUCGGUGGCGGCUUCACGCCGGCGACGGUGAGGAUGACCGCCGAGGGCUUUAUGACCGUGAGGGACGACGCAGGCCGCGACCUGUGGCGGACGGACAACUCCGAGCCCGCCGGAGCGGCGAGGUUACUGGACACCGGAAACCUCGUCCUCCUCUCCGGCGACGGCGAGGGAAGGGUCGUCUGGGAGAGCUUCGACCAUCCCGCCGAUACAUGGCUGCCGGGGCUGAGCGUGUCCCGCCGCCGCAUCAUCACUUCCUGGCGGAGCCCCGUCGAUCCCUCCCGGGGGCCCUAUUCCCUCCGGCUGAAGCCGCCCAACUACGGCGAGUUCGAGCUGAUCUAUGAAAAUGGCGUUCUCUCUCCCAUCACCUACUGGUCCACAGGGAACUGGACGGGCGACCGCUUCACCGGCGUGCCGGAGAUGACGGUGCCGUACAUCUACACCUUCCGGUUCGACAAGCCCUUCACCCCCGACGCGUCUUUCGUCUAUUCCGAGGCGCCGUCGGCUUUAGUCAUCCUCCGGCCCUUCCUGACUCGCUUCGUCGUCGACUCCUCCGGGGAGCUCCGGCAGUACACCUGGUCCGCGCAGUCCUCGAGCUGGAACAUGUUCUGGUCUCGCCCUGAGGACCUCUGCGGGGUCUAUGCUCGCUGCGGAGACAUGGGCCUCUGCCGGGAGGAGGGCCUCCGGCCAUGCGACUGCCUCCCCGGCUUUGCUCCAGCGGACCCGGUCUCGUGGAACUCCGACGACUUCACCGGCGGCUGCCGCAUCGACGAGGCUGGGGGCGGCGGUGGCGGCGACGACCACUGCGGCGCCGGCGAUCUGAGGGAGAAGCCGUCGGAGCUCAAGGAGCUUGGGCCCAUGAGCUUCGACGGCGCGUCGACGGUCUCCUUCCCCAGCCCCAGCCGGGGAUCAUGCGAGGACUCCUGCCUGAGGAACUGCUCUUGCCGAGGGCUCAACUACAACCCUGAAACCAAGCGCUGCCGGAAUCUCUACGGCAACCUGUUCAAUCUCCGCAACAGCACCUCGGCCCCCACUCUGUACCUCAGGACGUCGCUCGGGGGGUCGUCUUCCUCCUCUCAAUCGGGAAGUAAGCCCAGAGGUGGGGAGUGGAAGACGGUGGCCCUCUCCGUCGGGAGCGUCUGCGUGCUCUUGGCUCUCGCAGCGGCCGCCGCCCUGGUCUGGACGCUCCUGCGGAUAGGGAAGAGAGAGACAAGGCGACCGAAGACGGCUACCGCAGCCAGAGGAGAGGAGGAGGAGGAUGAUGACAUCCCGGCGACGGCGAAUCUGCGGGUGUUCACCUACAAGGAGCUGUCGACGGCGACCAAAGAGUUCUCGGAGGAGCUGGGCCACGGGGGCUUCGGGGCGGUGUUCCGUGGGGAGCUCCCCGACUCGUCGCUGGUGGCGGUGAAGCGCCUGGAUCGCCCCGGCGGCGGCGACCGCGAGUUCCGCGCGGAGGUCCGCACCAUCGGCAGCAUCCAGCACGUCAACCUCGUCCGCCUCCGCGGCUUCUGCUCCGACGACCCCCACCGCCUACUCGUCUACGAGUACAUGCCCCGCGGUCCUCUCAGCGCCUACCUCUCCCGCAAGCGCCGCCAGCAGCCGCAGCGGGAGGAGCUGUUCCUCCGGUGGGAGGAGCGGUGGCGGGUGGCCGUCGGCACGGCGAGGGGGAUCGCGUACCUGCACGAAGAGUGCCGCGACUGCAUCGUCCACUGCGACAUCAAGCCGGAGAACAUCCUGCUGGACGGGGAUUUCACCGCCAAGGUCUCAGACUUUGGGCUGGCGAAGCUGAUCGGCAGGGACUUCAGCCGGGUGCUCGCCACCAUGCGGGGGACCUGGGGCUACGUCGCCCCGGAGUGGAUCUCCGGCGUCGCCAUCACCGCCAAGGCCGACGUCUACAGCUACGGCAUGACGCUGAUGGAGCUCAUCGGAGGGCGGCGCAACGUGGAGACGGCGGCAGCGGAGGAAGAGGAAGAGGACGGGGAGAAGUGGUUCUUCCCCCCGUGGGCGGCGCGGCAGGUGGUGGAGGGCAACGUCGCCAGCGUGGUGGAUCCGCAGCUCGCCGGAGAUUACGACGUCCGGCAGGCGGAGCGGGCGGCGCUAGUGGCGGUGUGGUGCAUCCAGGACCAGGAGACAAACCGGCCCACCAUGGGCCAGGUGGUGAAGAUCCUGGAAGGGACGGUGGAGGUGACCUCCCCGCCGCUGCCCCAGCUCUUGCAGGCGCUCGUCUCCGGCGACUCCUUCCGCCGCGCGGCCUCGCACGCCUCCACAUCUCCCGGCGACGACGACGACGACAACUAUUCCGAGGAGGACUCCGAGAUCUCUGUCGUCAACGGCCGUUGA